This is a messenger RNA of Dujonia railenensis, 759 nucleotides long. The record is from the annotation of a GenBank genome assembly. Lineage: Eukaryota; Fungi; Ascomycota; Pichiomycetes; Serinales; Debaryomycetaceae.
AUGCCUCCAUUAAAUAAAUUCUUCAAUAAUGUUCGUGGGCGUAAGAGGGGAAUGGACAAGAAUUUGACUGCCAACUUAAUCCGUCAUGAAUACAUUGUUACUGGAGAUGUUAAAGCAAAAAGAGCUCAGUCUAAGAUUGAAUCGUUUCUUGCGAAAACCAUGAACAUUGAAAGAACCAAGGAAAAUGAACCGUUAACAGCACAAACUCUUAGUCAACGUAUUAAGGAAAACUCAGAACUUGAAUACCUUCAAGCAGCAGAAAGAGAUGAAGUUGCCUCGAAAUUAAUUUCUAAUUUGGCUGGAUCGACAUUGGGUUACAAGAGAACCCAUGGCUUCACCAGAAUUUUGAAAUUGGAGCCAAGACUCGGAGAGGACAAGGCACCUCAAUCUGUCUUAGAAUUAGUAGAUUCAGAAUAUUCCAUUUUCUUCUGGUACAUUGCCAAGACUGUAGCCAGAUUGGAGUUACAAGGGUUGCCUCUUGACGAGUUGACUAGCCAUAAUGUCAAAAAAUUAGUGCAAUUUAAAGAAGAUGGUGAGUCAAGGUUUAAAGAAGCAGUUGAAAAGAGUAAAGCUGAAUUUUUCCUGUACAACGCGGAGACAGGGGAGAUUGAAAACCAAGAGAUCAAAGAUCAACUCCUUAGAAAUAUUCCUAACCCAGUCAAGGGAGAGGUUUCAUUAUUGGGAUCAAAGAAGUAUAAGAUUAUGGAGAGAAAGGCAAAGCCUGAGUUUGAGUUACCAAAGAGUCCAUUCUUGAAGUAA